CAGAUUUCGAGUCCCUUUAAACGCCAUCAUUUGCAGAUACUUUCGAUAGGUAGUAAAUCUGUGAAUUGUGAGCAAUUGUUUCAUGGUGUAGAAAGCGCGAACGCGAAAUCAGACUGUCAAUCAUGGUGGAAUUGUGCUGUUUCCGGCCAGUACCCGACACCCGGCAAUGGCGUUUUUGUGCUCUUAUGUCUUAGCUCUUACUAGAGAACUCUAGCGUUAAUAAGCGAGUAUUCACAUCUGGACGGAUCUUAAUACGUCAAUGCGAAUAUUUAUCGUACGCAAGACGGAACUUUUCAUGCAAUUUCGCGAUAAUCGCGACUAGACGUAAAAGUCCGAGAUCCUCGGACUUAAAGAAGAAAAAAAAUACACAUGAGUUGACGUAAAUUGACGUGAACGCCCCGCCAUCGCUGGAAUCCUUUGGAUGUCAAGAAAGUGCACAGUUCCACAGUUUUUUAAGGUUCUUGAACUUUGAACUGCGCUAUCAGUAGAUCGUUCAAGAUCUUUCUAAACAGAGUGCCGCUGUCAAAAUCUUCGGAGAAACAGACGUGAGAUCCGAGAACGAUGGCACCGGGACGGAGUAACGUUAUCAACAGUAAUCAGCUCAGGAAUUCUAGCUUUUUGUCCAGCAUGCCGGGACAGUCAUCCUUUCAAACUGGAGCUGGAGCCGUUCCACCUCCAUUGCCACCUCGCCAGUCAGCUCAAAGUUAUUUAGGAUAUAACGAUUAUAGACCAUAUGGCUCAAAUUAUGGCUAUGGCAAUUAUGGUAGUUAUGGAUAUGGAGGUUACAGAGGCUAUGGUGGAUCUUUUGGUAGUUACAUUCCCUAUUCUGGUAACAGCUACGGACAAAUUGGAGGACACAGUGGUGAUGUGGAGAACAGGUUUCAACAAUACGCAGAGGAGAGCACAAGAUCGACUUUUCGUAUAGUGGAGACCGUAUUACAUACAUUUUCGUCUAUCACAAUGUUACUGGAAUCAACAUAUUUCGCAUUGACAAAUUCUUUCCGUGCGAUUUUAAGCGUAGCAGAUAAUAUCGGUAGAUUGCGGUCAACAAUUGGCCAGUUAUUAAGCACAUUUGCUUUAAUCCGUGUAAUGAAAUGGAUCUACAGAAGGAUUUUAUUUACACUUGGUCUUCAAACGCAAAAUGCUGUCGUCGAAGACUUGUGGCAGCAAUCAGUGUCACAAUUAACAAACGGAGAACAAAUACCGAUAACGACGGCGACGAACGAAAGGAUUUCUCCUUGGAUGAAUAUUUUACUCCUCGGCGUGUUUGUUGCUAUUCCAUAUCUAAUUCACAAGAUAACGAGUAAUAUAAGGCAAAAUCAAAUAAAAGUUAACGAUCCGAAAGAAUGGGUGAAAUGCGAGGAUCCAGUAUGUGUGGCAACAGCAAUGUACGAUUUCAUGGCAGUUUCUAAUGAGGAAUUGAGCCUGAGAACUGGUCAAAAAAUAUGGUUGGCGCCGCGCUCCCUACAAUCUAAAAGCAUACCAGGUUGGUGGAUAGCCACUGAUAAUAGAAAUGUCGGUUUGGUACCUGCUAAUUAUGUAACUAUAGUCGGACAAUUGAAGAGAAAACCAGAAUCGGAAAGCAAUGGAAAUGUCAUUGCAUCUACGGUAAUUCCAACUUCCAUGCAAAAUGCGACUGCUUCUGAUGAACAGAUGAAUACGGUAGAACCUAGCAUUGGCCAACAAAAUACUGAUUUCUCUGAGAAUAAUAUUAAAGACGAUCUAUUUUAGUCGAAAUUAAUUGAAAGAUUACGAUCUAAAUCAUUCAAAUAGUCGUAAAAUGAUAUUAGGCCUAUUCUUUUUGGCUGAACUUUUGCACCAGUUUGUCUUUCUUCCUCUCCAUUUCUUCUGGAAAGAAAAGGAAGAAAGAUAAACUGGUGCAAAAGUUCAGCCAAAAAAAAACAGACCUAUGAUCUACCUUAAAUAUAUGGCCUACUAUAUCUUCAUAGGACAUGACUGAUAUAAAGUAAUAUUACAAAACGCCAUAUUUAUUAGGUAUCAAACAAAGCAUAGUGAAUCUUUUUCAAUAUGUAAUUAAAUUAGGAUAAUCGACAUUUUUACUUGACACUUAAUGAUUUAUUUCAAUUGAGGAAAAGCUCACAAAUUACCAUAAAAUACGAUAUUGUUAAUUUGAUUUUUCAUAGCAAUAUAUUAUCUUUUUAUAUAUUAAGUUACCCGAAUAAAGAGGAGUUCGUAACA
Messenger RNA from Acromyrmex echinatior (Panamanian leafcutter ant), 2199 nucleotides. RefSeq names its product peroxisomal biogenesis factor 13 (gene Pex13). Gene Ontology annotation, cellular component: peroxisomal importomer complex; peroxisomal membrane; peroxisome. Gene Ontology annotation, molecular function: protein binding. The record is from RefSeq and is a predicted model, not a curated record. Gene Ontology annotation, biological process: protein import into peroxisome matrix, docking. NCBI's taxonomy places the organism in Eukaryota, Metazoa, Arthropoda, Insecta, Hymenoptera, Formicidae.